Messenger RNA from Cylicocyclus nassatus, 600 nucleotides. NCBI's taxonomy places the organism in Eukaryota, Metazoa, Nematoda, Chromadorea, Rhabditida, Strongylidae. The record is from the annotation of a GenBank genome assembly.
AUGGAUGUAACUACUAUUGACUGCGCUGAUGGUAUUCCUACUGUUGGCUCUUUUGUUGACGAGCCAUAUUUCUAUGCGCUGCUAUGGGCUUUGCUGAUUAUGGCGUGCGUUGUGGCAAUGGUAACGUUGGCUGUAACCGUUCGUUCCACUGUCCGCGUAUGCCGUAUUCGGCGCUGGAAGCCCGAACCUAUGCCUGCGAUCUCGGUCUUAGAUCGCAACCCAUUGGAUCAGAUGCCGCACUCCGUUGACCGGAGUUUUUGCUUUGGGCGUUGCAAUGAGCGCGGAGUCUGCUUUAUGGUGGACGGCGGCAGCUACCGUUGCGUUUGCUAUGAUGCAGAGGCGUCGUCGCCAGAUUGCGGAAGCGGUGCGACGUCAACUGUUGCGGCUACAGCGGCUGGAGCGCAUUUGACUUAUGAGCAAGUCGCGGCGCUGGCAUUUGGAUUUGCAGGGUUAUACGGCUUCAAGCGGUUCAUGUGGACGGUGCGGAGGCGGCGUCCGUCUUUGAUGGUGACGUUAGGGCGCUCUAUGUCGGCAAUUGGAAAUGGACCUUCAAACUUAGGACUCCUGCUACGGCUUUUCCGGAACUAUCGGUUUCAAUGA